GCUGGCGAAGAAGGUAGGGGCGUGCCAGGUGACCUUCAAGGCAGCCGGCUCCCGAAAUCGAGCUCGCAAGAUUUGCUUGGCGCUCGCUGAGGAAGUGCAGUCAGGUACCAUCCAAACGAAGGCCAAGCUAGACGAGGAAAAGAAGCGGCACUUGUCAGACAAGAGCCUCUUUCCCGACAGCGACGGCAGUGACGACGAAAAGCCUUUGACGGCACUCUGCGUGGGAAAGCAGACCGCUGUGACGCCGGAGCCGAAGGAGCCCCAGGCGCCCAAGGCGCCCAAGCAGCCCCAGGCGCCGAAGGAGCCCAAGGAGCCCAAGGAGCCGAAGGUGUCGCCAGCAGAAGGGGCACCUUCAGCUUCGUCUUCAAAGGUUCCGGAGAAAGCUCGGCCCAUUGUCAUAGACGACGAUGAUGAGUUGCUCCCUGCUGGCAAAGACGAGGGCCUUGCUGCCUUUCUGCCGCCCUCUGACCACGAAGCGUGGACAAAGGUGAGAUUCGCCGGCCGAAAGGCGGAUCCCUCUUAUCGCUUCAAGCAUUCAGGUGUGUCGGCCCAGGUAACGUGUCACCAAACGAAGCAGGACCGCGGUCGCGCCAAGAGGUUGGCAGUCGCGAU
This is a messenger RNA of Symbiodinium sp. CCMP2592, 612 nucleotides long. Lineage: Eukaryota; Dinophyceae; Suessiales; Symbiodiniaceae. The record is from the annotation of a GenBank genome assembly.